UCAUUGCUCUGUCGUGUUAUUGCGUAGUCUUGUUGGGGGUGUCGUCGUGAGGCGUAGGGUAAUCAUACAGAAAAUUGUCUGCGUUUGGGUUCUUGUACCAGGUCGCGUCGAGAUAUCGCUGCACAUUGCAUUGUGCUAGUUUAUUUCCUAGGAAAAGGGUUAAAGAAUGAAGUGGCAGUAUAAGGAAGAGCACCCAUUUGAGAAGAGGCGCGCUGAAGGCGAGAAGAUUCGGAAGAAGUACCCGGACAGGGUUCCAGUCAUUGUAGAGAAAGCACCAAAGGCCAGGAUAGGCGACCUGGACAAGAAGAAAUAUUUGGUGCCCUCGGAUCUGACGGUUGGGCAAUUCUAUUUCCUGAUUAGAAAGCGGAUCCACCUGCGUCCAGAAGACGCGCUGUUCUUCUUCGUGAACAACGUGAUCCCUCCAACCUCGGCCACGAUGGGGUCCCUGUAUCAGGAGCAUCAUGAGGAGGACUUUUUCCUAUACAUCGCUUACAGCGAUGAGAGCGUCUAUGGCCUGUAGGUGCGCUCUGUGUGCGUUGGCCCUGGCGUACGUGCUCAGGAACCACGAACAUGGGCCGUUCGUGCUCGAUGGUCGUGCGCGCGCGGACUUGAGUGUGCCAGAUUGAGCAACGAGGGAAAGAUGGCCGGAAUGUUGUGUUUCUUUCGUCGGUAAGUUCCCAAACCGCGCAUAUAAUGUAAGCUCCCGGACUGAUGUUCGCGGCACUGUUCGCUGGUUUUGAUUGACACUUCGGAUUUCGUCUUUGGGUAUCUUUGGAAACAUUUGGUUCACAUAUGGAAGACAAUUCAUCGCCGUGUAAGAAUCGAGGCAUGUUUAUUCCCGCACAGAGGUCAGCGUGGGCUGUGGUUGCUGAUCGCGCUAUUUUAGAAAUGACUGCUUAAUCCAGAUGCGUGUUAGAUUAGGAUCGUGUACCAUUUUAGUAUACCAGUAGAUCUGAUAGAUUGACGUUCGAAUGAUUCGAACAUAACUUGGUUGGCGUCUUUCUGCGCGGUGUGAUCAUGGUGCAUUUUGGGAUGAAUUGGCCCAAUGUAUAUCCCGUGUUGCUUUCCUUCUGGACAUAUUUUCAGUGUCCGCAUCGGCGGGCGUUUCUUUGCUUUCUUGUGCGUAUGAUUGGUGCGAGUUUCGAGGUCACUGUUGACUCGACAUCAAAUUGUGCUGGGUUGCUGAGUUAAUGCGGCAAAUACACAUACAAAAUCGCCUUCUA
This is a messenger RNA of Pollicipes pollicipes, 1223 nucleotides long. RefSeq names its product gamma-aminobutyric acid receptor-associated protein. The coding region runs from base 167 to 520 and encodes 117 amino acids. NCBI's taxonomy places the organism in Eukaryota, Metazoa, Arthropoda, Thecostraca, Pollicipedomorpha, Pollicipedidae. The transcript is spliced from 3 exons. The record is from RefSeq and is a predicted model, not a curated record.